Messenger RNA from Knipowitschia caucasica, 966 nucleotides. The record is from the annotation of a GenBank genome assembly. Lineage: Eukaryota; Metazoa; Chordata; Actinopteri; Gobiiformes; Gobiidae.
AUGGGCACUCUCAUCAUCAUCAUUACUAUAAUCGUCAUCGUCACUAUCAUCAUCAUCGUCACUAUCAUCGUCAUUGUCACUAUAAUCGUCAUCGUCACUAUAAUCGUCAUCGUCACUAUCAUCGUCCUCGUCACUAUCAUCGUCAUCGUCACAAUCAUUGUCAUCAUCACAAUCAUUGUCAUCGUCACAAUCAUUGUCAUCGUCACAAUCAUUGUCAUCGUCACAAUCAUUGUCAUCGUCACAAUCAUUGUCAUCGUCACAAUCAUUGUCAUCGUCACAAUCAUUGUCAUCGUCACAAUCAUUGUCAUCGUCACAAUCAUUGUCAUCGUCACUAUCAUCGUACUCGUCACUGUCAUCAUGGGCACUCUCAUCAUCAUCGUCACUAUCAUCGUCAUCGUCACUAUCAUCGUCAUCGUCACUAUCAUUGUCAUCGUCACUAUCAUUGUCAUCGUCACAAUCAUUGUCAUCGUCACUAUCAUCUUCAUCGUCACUAUCAUUGUCAUCGUCACUAUCAUUGUCAUCGUCACUAUCAUUGUCAUCGUCACUAUCAUUGUCAUCGUCACUAUCAUCUUCAUCGUCAUUGUUGUUACUUUCAUCGUCAUCGUCACUAUCAUCGUCACUAUCAUCAUCAUCAUCGUCACUAUCAUCGUCACUAUCAUCAUCACUAUCAUCAUCAUCGUCACUAUCAUCAUCGUCAUUGUCACUAUCAUCAUCAUCGUCACUAUCAUCAUCAUCAUCGUCACUAUCAUCAUCAUCGCCAUCGUCACUAUCAUCAUCACUAUCAUCAUCGUCACUAUCAUCGUCAUCGUCACUAUCACCAUCAUCGUCACUAUCAUCAUCAUCAUCGUGACUAUCAUCGUCAUCGUCACUAUCAUCAUCAUCGUCACUAUCAUCACUAUCAUCAUCAUCAUCAUCGUCACUAUCAUCACUAUCAUCACUAUCAUCAUCGUCACUAUCUACUUUUGA